Molecule: messenger RNA, 2370 nt
Organism: Durusdinium trenchii
Lineage: Eukaryota; Dinophyceae; Suessiales; Symbiodiniaceae
Source: the annotation of a GenBank genome assembly
AUGAAGAUGAUGGCCGCCAGUCGCUCACCCGAAAAGGUGGAAGUGAAUGGCGACCCCACGAAGGGAAGGACGGACGACGGGGAGGAAGAUACCUUGAGCAAGGCCCGGAAAGCCGCCAAAGUCCAUCUCAAUGCUCUCAAGGAACAUAUGGAAGAAGCCAUGGAGGCCUUCAACCGCCUUGAAGGCGUGAUCUUCACUGCGGCGGAGGCGGUCAAGACGGAGCGGGUGAGCUUGAUGGAGGAUCGGAUUGCUGCGGCCAAGGAGCGUCAGAUGCAGGAGGCCGAGCUAGCCCACAAGCAGGAACAGUUGCAACGGGAGCAGGACGAGCUGCGAAGAGCUCGUGAACAGCUGGAGUUGGAGCGGCGACAGCUCAAGGAGUUGAAAACACAACAGGUGGCUCAGGCCCAAGCAGCCCACACCGUUGCCACCCAUGCUGUUGCGGCCGGCAACGUGCAGGUGGCACAUGCAGCGCACAGCGUGCAGGCUUUGCAGGCCCAUGGUGUCAGUGCUGCCCAAGCUGCAGUUCCAGGUCGGCCGAGACAGGUUGAGAUGUCAACACCAGUGGCGUCCAGCUGGAGCCCCUUGCUGAUGCCUACGCGCCGGGUCCUGGUCUUCGGCGGCUUCGAUGGGACGGCGGAUCACCUCAGCACUGAGAUCCUCGAUACUGCCAGCAUGACCUUCUCCUCCGGGCCCACCAUGGGCGUGGGCCGUUCCGGUUGUGCGGUCGCGGCGCUGGACGAGCGGCGCGUGCUGGUGGCUGGAGGCUUUGAUGGUUGCAGGAGUUUGGAUUCCACUGAACUCGUGGACCCUGUGACGCUCAAGGUGGUCUUGGGCCCGAAGAUGGGUACCCGACGCAACGCCUGCGCGGCGGUGCGCUUGGAUGCCCAGAGGCUGCUGAUCAUCGGCGGCUCGGACGAUGCCAGCGAGUUGGACUCCACCGAGGUCCUCGACUUGGAGAGGAUGGUCUUCUCCCCGGGACCUCGCAUGGGCACGCGGCGAAACGCUUGCGCGGCGUCGUUGAUUGACCAUCAUCGUCUCUUGGUCAUUGGCGGUUCAGAUGGCUGUAGCGAUUUAGAAAGCACGGAGCUCUUGGAUUUGACGACCAUGAGCUUUUCCGCGGGCCCCCGCAUGUCCACGCGUCGCAACUUUUGCGCCACUGCCCUACUGCAGCCUUCGGGGUCUAAAGGACUCCUGCUGGUCUUGGGGGGCUCCGAUGGAUCCAACAGCCUCGAUAGCACUGAGGUCCUGGACGUGUCGAAGAUGACUUUUAGUCCAGGCCCUCAGAUGAGCGCCUGGCGCAGCGGUUGCACCUGCGCGCCCUUGGGCCCUCAGCAGUUGCUGGUGGUCGGUGGCUUUGAUGGAUCCAAUCACUUGGAUAGCACGGAGUUGCUGGAUCUCAAGGACUCCCGUGAUGGCCUAAUUCGGGAAUUAGAGGUGAACUGCCGAUGUAAUGCCGAAGAAGUGGAUGAAAAAGAGGAGCCUGCGAAAGGUGCCAACAAGAAGACCCUCCUGGCGCCCACCGACGAAGCCUUCAUGGCUUUAGGCACCGGCGUGGCCGCCAGCUUAUUGCACCUCGGCUCCAAUACAACCAGCUUGGCUUUGGUGGAGCUUCAUAUCUUUGAGGGUGCUCGGACUAGUGAGAACCUGGUGGCCCGAACCAACAUCGUGUCACAGCAAGGUGGAGCCGUCAACGUGGGGUCUCUACAUCCGUUGACCUUCAACGAGGCGGUGGCCAGUGUCCAGGAUGUGCCGUGCACGAAUGGUAUCUUGCACGUGCUGGACCAUGUGGUGAAGCCCAAACGAUGGCGCUUUCCGGAGAGGAACUUCAUGCAAUUUGCGAACAAGGAGCUGAAGUUUGCCCGAGCUGUAGAGAGGGACUUGAGCGAAUUCGUUCGCUUGGUCUCCUUCAGCGGCUUGCUCACAGAGUUCCAGGGCGACGGGCCCUUCACCGCGAUGAUCCCGAACGACUACGCCUUUGCACUCCUAGGAGAUUCGGUCAACAAUCUCUUCUUGCCAGAGAACUCCGAGAAGCUCAAGGAGUUCCUGCGAUACCACGUGGUGGUGGGGAAAUUCCUCAGCAUCCAACUCACCAGUCCUCAGGACCUGAACACCUUGCAAGGCGGUGUUGUGAGCGCUGUACCCUGGACGCAGCUGGGAUGGACCGGCAUCGCCUACCAGUCAGCUGCCCCGCCUGUGGUGAUCAACGAGCGGGCACAGGUGGUGACGCCGGACAUCUUAGCAACCAAUGGUGUGGUGCACAUCAUCGACCAUGUGUGUCUUGGCAACGAAUCCACCGCCUUCCUGCGCCAUCCACAUGCCGUUCUGUUAAGGUGCGAAAAGGUGUCACGGAUGUCUGUGAAGUUCUUCUAA